AUGUCUAAGAAUAGCUUCCAGGUUCCAAAGAUUGUGCCUAUCUGUUACCUGAGAUUUGUGGUGAUGAAGUAUACCAAACUUCUCAAAGUAUUCGGAUAUAUGAUUAUAUUAUAUGGCAUCCUGAAUCUUUCUGCAAUUGUGAAAGAUCAUUUGCAGUUGAGCAAAAAGUUUGCAGCAAAGAGCUCAACAACCUACGAAAUAAGCUUUGCAAACUUUACUCAGCACUAUAAAUACAUAUUGUUGCCGAGCUCUUCAACCUUAUCUUCAUGUCUCAGGAACGGCGGGCGUAUCGACGACCUGCAGCGGCAUGAGAAGCGCCAGGAGGAUCUGCAUCAGCUACAUUCAAUAGUGUUGCAGAUACGAAUCAGCCCUCUAAUGAUCGCCACUGUUUUAUCCACUGCAAAUCAUACCGAGGAGCGCCAAGCUGUACGUGAAACCUGGGCAUCAGAAAGAGAAUCAAAAUUCAUUAAAACCCACUACGUGAUGGUAUUCUUCAUCAUAUCUUCUACAUCCAAAAACGAUCUACACAAUCUGCAGAAAGAGCAAGAAGAGUAUGACGAUUUGAUUGUCACAGACUUGCACGAAGGUUUCAGGAAUUUACAUCUCAAAGUCUAUGCGUCUAUGGUCUUCCUUCAACAAUACUGUCCAUCGGCGCAUUUCCUCAUGAAAGUUGACGACGAUGUCGCACUCAACCUUGAUCGCGUGGUUGAUUCAUGGAAAAGAGACAGUGAAUCUAUUCGCUCCAUUUUCUGUCGAGUUUGGAUAAAAAUGCCACCAAUCAGAAACAUCAACAGUAAAUAUUACGUUCCCGAAAAUGCGUGGCCAAACGAAUACUUCCCGCCUUAUUGCAGUGGUCCCAUGUAUAUAAUGGGUAAAGAAGCUAUUCAGCUCAUUCUUGACUAUGCUCCCUUAUUUACGCCAGUAACGGUGGAUGACGUAUUCUACACUGGUAUUAUUGCCGAAAAGGCAAAGAUUCAAAGAGUUCAUUGGGAAGCUAGCGUGACUUUUGAUUUCCAGAAAUUUUCGCUGGAGUGCAAUAAACCAAAGGAGGUGAAGCUUUUCGUUCAUUCAUUGCAUUCACCGACACGUCUUCGAACAGUUUUUCAACUCAUGAGAAAUAGUAAGCGCAAUUAUGACAAUGAUACCAUCAGAAUUUGCAUUGUUUGCCUGUUGAUUCUCGCUCUCUUUUGUGCUUGUUAUUGA
Cylicocyclus nassatus is the source of this 1203-nucleotide messenger RNA. NCBI's taxonomy places the organism in Eukaryota, Metazoa, Nematoda, Chromadorea, Rhabditida, Strongylidae. The record is from the annotation of a GenBank genome assembly.